CAGAAUUUAAGUUUGUAGCUACAGAAUAAAAUUCUGUGAACAAAAUUUUUACUGUAAAGAAAUUCUGUAGUUAAAGAUAAAAUUCUGUAUACACAAUUUCUUCUGAAGUUACAGAAUUUCUUUAAAGUAAAAAUUGUGUCUACAGAAUGGCUAAAUUGUAACAUAAUUAUACAUGUCCCAAAUGGCACCCCGUACACAGAAAGGGUAGAUGAGUUAAAAGUAGCCAAAAAAAAUAAAAACUAGGUCAAGCAGUAGACACAUGUUCCCGCUGGGAGCCUACUUUUGUUGUUAUAUAAAUGCAUAACCAUUAAUGCUUAAAUGCUCUAUACCAUAGAAUACUUUUUAAUUGAUGGUAUAGAUCUUAUGAGUUGUAUUUAGAUAUCUGAACAUAACUUUAAAGCUCUGUUCAUUAUCCUGUGUAGACCAUGAAGAUAUUUCUGAGUACAUCAACUAAAUGAAACUUUUUUACUAAUGGAAAUUCUGCCCCACCAUGACAGAAGGAAGUAAUUGACAAUUUUUCAAAACAAGUUUUUUAGUUACUAUAAAAGAACUAAUAAUUUAGAACAUAUUAUAUUUGAGUAUGUUCAAAUCCUACUAAUUAACAAUUAAUUAGCAACACAAAAAGGAAGUAAAAGUCUAAAAAUUACAAUAAAAACAACUAGAAAAGGAAGCAGGGGACAAAAUCAACAUGCUUAAUAUUCCUUAAUUACCAGUACUCCUUUGCUUCCUUUGCCACGGUGGGGCAGAAUUGAUCUUAUAUUAAGUUGUUAUUUAGGACCUCCAUCCAAUUUAUUUAAAUUUUUAAUAUGCUGUUGAUGAGUCAUGUGUAGUACUGUGUACUGUUACCUCACCUACAUCAUAAAAAUAUGCAUGCCGAACAAAAUGGGCACACAUCCAAAGCUUUGUAUUGGAUAUAAAGAAGAAUCCUGGUGUUUCUGCAUUCAUGCAUGAAAAAGGAAAAGGUAGGUAAGUAUGCUUUGACAUUACACACUGUGAUUCUGUGCUAUGGACAACGUCCUAGAAGAGCUUGCUACAAUUUCCUGGUCAUACAAAAGCUUCACCCCAAAUGAGUUGGUGAAGCAGAUGGCAUCUUUUCCAAUGGUAGUAAGGACUGAGAGCAGCGACCUUGGAGAUUGGUUCUACCAAGACUUCAGUACUGAUCAAGUAUUAUAUCUACAUAGUGUACAGGAACAAUUCCGAUUUGUGGCAGAAGAUGGACAAAGCAAUGAAAUAAGUCUACCAAUAAACACCCAAAUCAAUUUAUUAAAAGUUAACAUCAAUAAAGGUAAGGCACAAUGUGAAGAGAUGCACCUUAAGAAAGACAUGACACUGCCACAGAUAGUUAAAGCAAGAUGCAGACGUACCAACCAAGAAAAUUCUGACUCUGACACUGAAGAAGACUAUAUUGUAAUGAACAUCAAACAAAGAGGAGUGAUGAAAUACAUAAUGGGAACAUGCAUUUCAACAGAUGGCGUUAGCACUUAUAUCGAGUGCAUUCCAGUCGACUACAGUGAAAUAAGCUUCAAAGUUGCUCUUAAUAUGAGUGAUAAUCAGUUGGCCAAAUUUGAGAGACGUGUUCAAGAUGUGGUUCUCAGCAUCAUCCCAGAAAGUGAAUUUAUCAGUUACCAGGGAAACCCAGAGAUAAUUAUCAAUGCUCAACCAAACUUCAUAGAGAUUGAAAAGGAACAUGCAUACACACCGCAAAAGGCUUCUGCAAAUUAUUUAAAAAAUUAUAAUAGACAAACAACAAAGAAAAACAAUCCACGAGUCCUAAUAUCCCCAAGGAAAGAACAACGGAUCUACAUUCCAGUAAGGUUGAAAAGCCAAAAACCAAACUAUGAAAACACGAAAACUAGUGAAAACAAGAAUCUUGGACCAUCAAGUUCAGUUGAGGAACCAGAUUAUUUGGAAUGUAUUAAAAAAGGGCUGUGGAAUCUCAAAAAACCACCACCUGUGCCAACUAAAUCAGGAAAAACAACACUUGUUUCGCCUACCAGCAAUAUGCGACGUAUAUCUGAGGGUCAAAAUCGACCUUCUACUCUUCCUAAACCAACAAAUAUAAUUCAGAAACCUAAAUUACUGCAAAAACCUGUGGUGAUAAAAAAACCAUCAAAGACUGAACAAAUAGGCAUCGUGCCAAUAGACACAAGGCCAUCUGUGCCACUAAAAACUCCUGAAAAGGAAGCACCCCCAUCAUUGCCUCAAAGGCCUCAACUAAAAGCGCCUAAACCGUCAGACUUUCGACAAAAUCAGUUGCUUGGGACUUCCAUACAAUCGCUAAGAAAUUACGACGAUGAUGAUGAUGACGAUAAUGAUUACUGUAAUGAAGAAUUACCUACAUAUCGUCCACCUUGUGUGCAUAAUAGUGACAAUGAUGAGGAAUUUGAUGAUGAAUUUGAUGAUGAUUUUGACAGUGAUGACGACAAGGAUGAUGAUGAUGUUGAAAGUGAUGAUGAUGAUUAUGAUAAAAUAGAACAAUUUAUUUUUGAAGUAUAUAGCAGAAAGACAGACUAUCAAAGCACAUCAAAAUCACCUAUUAGGCUGCCAAUUGAGGAAAGUGCAGAGUAUGUGGAAGUUCCUGAAAAGAAUACAAAAUCAAAAGGUAAAAAAAAUGCAUCUCCAUUUGGAAAACGUUCACAUUUUUUUUCCAUGCCAAAACCCUUCAAAAACAAGCAACAAUCAAAACAUAAAGAGAAUGCGAGUUCAACUCUACCUGCGCAAAUGCAAUCACAACAUAAAACUAAACAAGAUGGCAAAAUCCAUGGCACUGAAGAUCUUCCUGAUGAUCUUUCUACACUGACGGGUCGCCAAGUUCAGGACUGCUUGAGGCUACUGAAACUGGAAAAAUAUUUGGAGGUGUUCGAAGAAUUGGGUGUUGAUGGAAGUCUUCUCGUGGCUUUCGACCAAGAUAUGAUGAAGAAAGAACUUAAUUUUACCAGCAUUGAAACCCUCAAAUUACACAAAUUUAUCACUGAAAAAUGGUUGCCAAGAUAGCAUUCACUUAAGUUAAUAACCACUUAAUUUAAUAUUCACUUAAGUUAAAAAUCACAUUUUCAUAUCAUCAAUAUAAAUUUCGAUUUUUUAAAUACUUGCCAUGGUUUUAUUUAAAUUCAUUUCAUUUAACAUCAAAAUAAUGUACUCUAGUUUUAUGUAUAUUUCUAACCAUGUUUUUCACUACAUGCAAAUGGUAUUACAGUUGGCAUGGCAGUAAAUAAAUGUAUUUAUGUAAAUAAUAAAUUAAUUUAAUAUAUUCUAUCAUUUCAAUUUUUUUUAAGAUGUCAAGAUAAAUUGCUGAGUUUCUGAAUUUUUACUAAUAUUGCAUGUUUGAGUUAUAGACAAAAUAAGUAGUAUGUCAAAUAAUAAAAAUUCGCUAAUUAUAUUUUAUUAAACAAAAUAAAUGAACGUUUUUUGGUAAACAAAUGUUGUCCAUGUGUCUAUUGCUGUCAUCACAUUUAUUUAUUUAUUUAUUCUUUCUUUAUACUGUAGGCAAUUUCAGUACUAUUACACUGA
Messenger RNA from Anneissia japonica, 3510 nucleotides. Its product is annotated as eisosome protein SEG2-like. NCBI's taxonomy places the organism in Eukaryota, Metazoa, Echinodermata, Crinoidea, Comatulida, Comatulidae. The record is from RefSeq and is a predicted model, not a curated record. The coding region runs from base 1006 to 2994 and encodes 662 amino acids. The transcript is spliced from 5 exons.